AUGCAGAGCAUAGGCCAUGACCUUCGCCGAGGUCUCAACAACUUUUCCUCAGGGAACUACAAACACAUCAACAAGUGGCUGGCAGAACUCAAGAACAUCGACUCGUCCCUAAAGACCCUCGACAAGGAGAUUUCAACAAGCGCCAAACUCAUCUCGGCAUGGGGUUGCAACGAAGGAGACGACUUGACUGACAUCUGUCAACGAAUGACUCAACUCAUGGAGAACCGCAAAAAGAAGCACGACUUGACCAACCAGAUUGCCAAACAACAGAAAUCAAGCAAGGAGAACCCCAUCAAGAUGAUGGAGCUGCAAAACAAUCUGGACCGCGUCUCAGCAGAACUGCUGGAACAGGAACUGGAUCUGCUGCAGUUCAAGCGGCAGACGAUUCGGGACGCUUUCAACUGCCAGUUCGACUCGAUGAUUGAGUACUCGGAAAAGAUGGCUCUCAUUGCCGGAUAUGGGCGCCAAAUUACCAACGUGAUUGAUUGCGGUCCCCAGCCCGCAGAACGGACAAGCCUCUACUGUGGGGCAGAAUACACCGCAGCAGCGAUCAACCAGGUCAAGAUUGCAGUGACCAGCUGGCAGGCCCAGCCCGUCGGCAAUCCUAUCCGACCCCACAUUGCGCCAGCAGAGGAGGAAUUAGCACUCUCAGCCGCCGCUAUUGCCUACAACAACCGGACACCUCCCAUGAACGGCCACCGACAGUCAAACGGACAAGGAUUCGUUAACGGCGCCCCUGAGAGCCCUGGCAACUGGGAAGAGGUUAGGAUGAUCAACUUAGGCGCCAGUCAGAUCAGCCUAGACGAGAGCCACGGCGCAGCAGAGCAGGACCAUUGGAAGAAGGAGAUUCUUGGCUCAGGAGGACAGGAGGAACAAUACUACCCACCGACCGACCCGACACCAGAAGCAUCGCCCUAUAUCACAUCGCUACAGAUCAACCAGCUACAGGAACAACAACGACAUUUACAAAUGGAACAACAACGAGUCUAUCAGAACAACCAGUCCAUGUAUUCGCCCUCUCCGUCACCUUCGCCCACCAACCAGCAGUCCUACCAUCACACAGCGGCCUCUGUCGCGGCCAGUCUUCGCAAACCUAGUAUCGACAACUAUGGUAACGGAGGUAUGGCAGGAGGUAUGGCAGGAGCACCAGGAGCCGGAAUCAGCAACGGACGACCGUUCACACCAACGAUGCUGCGACGAAACGAAACCUCGGAAUUUGGAUCAUCGGGCAGUGCCAGUCCAGGACCCAGUCAUAACGGAGGAUACGGCCAAAACCGACAAUCAUCGUACGAGGACAAUGCGUCACCCGCACGAGGAGGGCAACGGUGGGGAUUCACGGACCCACGCGAACGGAGUCGGAUGGACAACUCGGACCUUUACAAGACAGAGAUCACCACCUCGUCACGCUAUUCCAAGACCCCCGUCAUCAUGGAUGAAAAAUAG
Linnemannia hyalina is the source of this 1443-nucleotide messenger RNA. The record is from the annotation of a GenBank genome assembly. NCBI's taxonomy places the organism in Eukaryota, Fungi, Mortierellomycota, Mortierellomycetes, Mortierellales, Mortierellaceae.